AUGCAAUAUAAAAAUAUUUUAAUAGUAUUAUCAAUUUAUUUAACAUUAGCUCUGAAUUCAGCUGAAUGUGAACAUGGUUACUCCAUUGCUAAUCGAAUACAAAUUAAUGGUCGUUCAAGAUUGAUGAUUGAAACACUUGAUGCAUUAAUGAACGUUCGCAUGCUGCUUUUUCCAGAUGAUGUACGAAGAACAUUAAGAAAACAACUUAACUCAUAUGUGAUGUACUUAUUAGCUGCUUCAAUUACAAAUUGGGUUUUGAUUAAUACUUCACUUAUUUCUUCACUUUAUGAUGUUGAUCAUAUUGAUCCACAAAAUACAUCACUCAUUGUAUGUAAAUUGAGAAUAAUAUCACCUGGAAGUGAUUAUACUCAAUAUCGAUUACGUAAAAGUGAUCGUGAUUUGAUGAAAAUGGUGGCUGGUGAAGUAUUUGUCUAUUUAGUAAGUACAAUUCUUUAUGCUGUUAAUACACUAUAUGGUUUUAUCACUGGACCUAUUGCACAACAAAAGAGUGGAAUGCGUUUGGCUAUUGAAGCACUUGCUGGAUUUAUAGUUAGUCCACUAUUGAGUUUUUUAUAUUGUGUUACUCCAUUUUAUGGUAGAGUUCGUUUAUCAAUUUUGUAUUGA
Molecule: messenger RNA, 624 nt
Organism: Rotaria sp. Silwood1
Lineage: Eukaryota; Metazoa; Rotifera; Eurotatoria; Philodinida; Philodinidae
Source: the annotation of a GenBank genome assembly